Impatiens glandulifera is the source of this 1384-nucleotide messenger RNA. RefSeq names its product 60S ribosomal protein L3-2-like. NCBI's taxonomy places the organism in Eukaryota, Viridiplantae, Streptophyta, Magnoliopsida, Ericales, Balsaminaceae. The coding region runs from base 65 to 1234 and encodes 389 amino acids. Gene Ontology annotation, molecular function: RNA binding; structural constituent of ribosome. Gene Ontology annotation, biological process: translation; ribosomal large subunit assembly. The transcript is spliced from 5 exons. Gene Ontology annotation, cellular component: ribosome; cytosolic large ribosomal subunit. The record is from RefSeq and is a predicted model, not a curated record.
GUGAAAAAAGAUACAAUAUUUAGAACUAAAUCUUUUGCAGAUUAGUUUUCACUAAGAAACAGAAAUGUCUCACCGCAAGUUUGAGCAUCCUAGACAUGGUUCCUUGGGAUUUCUUCCGAGGAAAAGGGCCAACAGACAACGUGGAAAAGUGAAAGCCUUUCCCAAGGACGAUCCAACAAAGCCCUGCAGGUUGACUUCUUUCAUAGGCUACAAAGCAGGAAUGACCCACAUUGUGAGAGAAGUUGAGAAGCCCGGUUCAAAGCUCAACAAGAAGGAAGCAUGUGAGGCUGUGACCAUUAUUGAAGCACCACCAAUGGUUAUUGUGGGUGUAGUAGGCUAUGUCAAAACUUCACGUGGCCUCCGCAGUCUAAACACUGUCUGGGCUCAACAUUUGAGUGAGGAGGCAAAGAGGAGAUUCUACAAAAAUUACUGCAAAUCAAAGAAGAAGGCUUUCACAAAGUAUUCAAAGAAGUAUGAAACUGAAGAAGGGAAGAAAGAUAUCACAACUCAGUUGGAGAAAUUAAAGAAAUACUGCUCUGUAAUUCGUGUUUUGGCCCAUACUCAGACUCGAAAGAUGAAGGGACUGAAGAAAAAGAAAGCAGACAUUAUGGAAAUUCAAGUUAACGGUGGAAAUACACAUCAAAAGGUUGAUUAUGCAUACAGUUUCUUUGAGAAGCAAGUUCCUAUAGAUGCUGUGUUUCAGAAAGAUGAGAUGAUUGACAUUAUUGGCGUAACAAAGGGUAAAGGAUAUGAAGGUGUUGUUACUAGAUGGGGUGUUAGCCGACUUCCUCGCAAGACUCAUCGUGGCCUUCGAAAAGUGGCCUGUAUUGGUGCAUGGCAUCCUGCUAGAGUAUCUUUUACAGUUGCUAGGGCGGGUCAGAAUGGAUACCAUCAUCGAACUGAGUUGAAUAAGAAGAUUUAUAAGGUCGGGAAAGCUGGUCAGGAGUCUCAUACUGCCAUUACCGAGUUUGACAUGACUGAGAAAGAUAUAACACCAAUGGGAGGUUUCCCACGCUAUGGAAUCGUGAAAGAAGAUUACUUGAUGAUAAAGGGAGGUUGUGUUGGACCGAAGAAGCGGGUUCUUACUUUAAGACAAUCGUUACUCACACAGACUUCUAGGCUUGCACUGGAGGAGAUUAAGCUUAAAUUCAUUGACACUUCUUCUAAAUUUGGACAUGGUCGUUUCCAGACAACCGAAGAAAAGCAAAAGUUUUAUGGACGGGUUAAGGCAUAGAAAAAGUGAAGAAUAUUGAGAUUUACUUUUGAAUAAUUUUGAUUAACUAUUGACAGGGUUUUUUAGCUUGAAUUUUGGUGUUUUUGGUUUGAAAAUUAACUCAUUUCCUUGCUUUGGAUUAUUUACAUUUGAAGUUUUUAGUUUACUUAA